UUCUCCAUAAAAAAAAAAAAGAAAUCAUACAAUGAAUUUUUCAACCUUUUCCAUCUUAUUGUUCUCUCUUUCCUUGAUCAUAGUUUCUCAUGCUCCUUUGCCAACAUCAGGACUAACCUUGCAUGAAACUUUAUGCAAGGAAACCAAGGAGAACGAGGCAAGGUGCCUUGAACUUCUCAAAGAAGAUCCUAAAAUCGCUGCUGCUAAAGACAUCACUGAGCUUACAAAACUCAUCCUUAAGUUAGCCCUAAAAAAGGGCACAGAAACCCAAAAUUUCCUAAAAGAUAUGAUGAAAACAGACCCUUCACCAGACCUUAAACAAUGUGCAACUACACUCUAUGAUGGAGUCAUUGGAUCAUUCAAAAGUGCUUUGGGUGAAUUGGGUGAGGAUGAUAUGACAGCAAGUUAUGAUGCUGGAGUUGCCAGUGAUGGACCUUCAACUUGUGAAAGGGCAUUGAAUGCAGCAAAGACAAAUCCUUCUAUUGCAGCUCAUGACAAAGACAUCUUAUUGCUCAGUGCAAUUGCAUUUAAAUCCAUUGAGAAACUACCCUCUUAA
Molecule: messenger RNA, 556 nt
Organism: Vigna umbellata (rice bean)
Lineage: Eukaryota; Viridiplantae; Streptophyta; Magnoliopsida; Fabales; Fabaceae
Molecular function (GO): enzyme inhibitor activity
Source: RefSeq, a predicted model, not a curated record